Aspergillus nidulans FGSC A4 is the source of this 2049-nucleotide messenger RNA. RefSeq lists its product as uncharacterized. The transcript is spliced from 5 exons. Gene Ontology annotation, molecular function: D-xylose reductase (NADPH) activity; oxidoreductase activity; nucleotide binding. The coding region runs from base 1 to 2049 and encodes 682 amino acids. Lineage: Eukaryota; Fungi; Ascomycota; Eurotiomycetes; Eurotiales; Aspergillaceae. The record is from RefSeq and is a predicted model, not a curated record.
AUGCCGAUCGGAGCAUAUUUACAAUACUCAAGGCCAGCAAGUUCGUUAGCCAGGGCCGUCUCUGCUCUAGCACGACGCCACUCCGUCAGCUCUGCGCCCAGAUCUCGGCCAGUCUCACAUGCCGCGGCAAGAUCGAGGGCCUACAGCAUUGCCUUGGUAGGCACCGGAUACCGGGGGUAUAGAAGUCAUUUCCUCAGUCUCCUGGGUAGCCCGACCCUCUCGAUAACAGCCGUCUGUGACACCAAUGGCACGGCACUAGAAUCGUUCUCGGUCGAACACCCAGACAUUCCCACUUACAAUUCCCUGUCCUCGCUCCUGCACCACCACCGGCCCGAUUUUGCCAUCGUAUCUGUGCCCCAUUGCGCCCACUUGGAAUGCAUCUCUGCUCUCGCAGCGAAGGGUGUCCAUGUGUUGAAGGAGAAGCCGAUUGCGGAGUCGGUGGAUGAGUAUGAGUGGAUGACCGGUUUGCCGGUCAAAGUAGGAAUCACUUUUCAGAAGCGGUUCGAGCCUCACUUUCUUCAGUUUAGGAGCUUGCUCCCACUUGUGGGGGAUGUCGCCGCUGUUGACGCUAGCCUUGCUCUAAAUAUCACCAACCUUGAGGAGACAUGGCGUGCAAGCGCUGGCGUCGGAGUGACGGAAGAUCUUGGAUGCCAUAUGCUCGAUCUCCUCGUAUGGCUUCUGGGACUGCCGGCCUCUGUGAUGGCGCAGCAGGUCUCCUCCGUACGGCCGUCCCAGAGGUACGGUGGGGACGACGUCUGUGACAUUAUGAUGAACUGGGGGACCCGGAACUGCAUAGGCCACGUACGGUUGUCACGCGUCGCUCAUAAGCCUGUUUCAUCCAUCGUAGUGACCGGGACCAACGGGACCCUGAUCAUCAAUGGGCAAGCAGUCACCCACUAUGACACUCAAGGCUGCGAAACAAUAAGCUCCACGCAUCAGCCAGACGAGAAGCAGGUGAUUCACUCCAUGGUCCAGGAGUUUGGGGACUGGGUUACUGGUCGUGGACCGUCAUUUUCCACCUCGCUGGCAAACGUGCGGAAUACAGUCUCUCUCGUCGACGCUGUUAAGAUGUCUCUUGCUAGUCGUCAGCUCCAACGCCCGCUCCCACUAUCUGCGUCUUCGACCGCUGUUUGGGGUGCCAUAAACAACAGAAAUGGGCUCUCGACUAAGACUCUUACAAGUCGAGUGUCAGCAGCCACUUUAUUCACCUCUACCCAAGCCAGAAACAGAGACAGAUCUUUCCGCCUCAAUACAGGAGCAUUGAUUCCGGCUGUUGGCUUGGGCACACGCAGAGCCCAAAAACCUGGUCUGGUUUAUAGGGCUGUUCGUUCAGCAUUAAAAACCGGGUAUAGGCAUAUUGACACUGCCAUGUCUUCCGGGGUUGAGCAUGAGAUUGGGCAAGCUGUGAAGGACUCCGGGGUCUCGCGAAGUCAGGUCUGGGUCACCACAAAGCUGGACAAUAGAUGGCAUACGCGUGUCCAGGAAGCUCUGGAUAUGUCUCUAAGUGAGCUGGGUAUGGACUAUGUUGACCUCUAUCUCAUGCUGGCCGACUGGGACUUUGUUAAGACAUGGUAUGGCAAGAUAUUUCUCUCGCUUAUGGCUGGAUUCCUGUUUCUAAGCUCUACAGGGAAGAACUGCAAAAUCUUGCGGCAACCAAAGUGCGAAAUAUUGCUUCAUCCCUAUUGGCCAUCAAGAAAGCUUUUGCAGUACUGCCGCAAUCAUGAGAUCCAUUGUACAGCCUAUUCCUGCCUUGGGUCUACAGAUUCUCCGCUACUAGAAGACAAAGUUUUGCUUGAAAUAUGCAAGAGAAGGAACAAGUCACCGCAGCAGGUUCUCACUGACAAUUCAAGGAUCAUGUGGGGGCUCCAGCGCGGCACCAGUGUAGUACCCAAAACCGUCAACGCUGCUCGCAUUGAGGAAAACUUUGAUUUGAAUGGCUGGGCACUGAGUGACGAUGAAUUGGACAAAUUGAACCGAUGCACCACCCGGUUCAAGUCUUGUAAUGAUGACUGGCUGCCGGCAACAGUCUUCUCUGAAGACGGGCACUGA